Molecule: messenger RNA, 6355 nt
Organism: Frankliniella occidentalis (western flower thrips)
Lineage: Eukaryota; Metazoa; Arthropoda; Insecta; Thysanoptera; Thripidae
Exons: 12
Coding region: 175-6228 (2017 amino acids)
Molecular function (GO): protein binding
Source: RefSeq, a predicted model, not a curated record
UGUGCUGUUCGGCUGGUCGGCCACCACAUCGUGGCACAGCAGGCAGCUACAUCACACGAGGGGCAGCAGUGGCUUUUCGCUUGCUUCGCAGCUAAGGUGUGAGCAAAAUGGCUGAAGCAAUUUUCAAGCAGCCCGGGGUAUCAUUGUUGCCACUUCUGGGCAACGAAACGGUUGAUGCAAAUCCUGGCAACCAACCCUGAUUGUGUUGGACGGGGUAGGAAGGAGUACAGGAAGAAGAAACAAGCUAGGCCCGCUCUUCCGCCAAACCAAGUUGCCAGAUUAGUAAAAGAAAAUGAAAAUAACCAGAAAUUCUUGAAAGGAACCAAUGAUUUGACUCUAAAUUUUUGCAAGGCUCUGUGGAUAAGUAGCUUGGAAGAAUUUAAUGGAGUUUUAUCAAAGGCAGAACAGAUGCAUACUUCAGAUGUGUCGCUAGAGAACUCGCUGUCUGACGCCUGGGAAAUAACAAAACUUCUUGGUUGCUUUGUCUCAUACUCGGUAGAGAAAAGAAUACUGACAAUUCUUAUUGAUUUACGAUACCGGCUGUCUGCUAAUCAAGAGGUUAUUGACAACAACCUGAAUCUAGAAUUAUCAGACGAUUCUACAGUUACUAGGUGUGACGCGAGAGAAGAACUCAUGAAGUGUAAUUCCCAGACAAAGAGCACUAGGUGUAGAGACAAAAAACGAGUUCGAGAAAGUUCGACUUCAGACUUUCAAGAGAGUACACCCAAAGAAACAGUGCGUAGUAGUGCAGUGGCGGACCCUAAACAGUAUCUGGCCUUCCAUACACCUAUGAUUGACAGCGCACAGUCCUGUCAAAAUUCUCUAGAUAAACAUCCUAAAUCGGCUGCCAAGCAGGAAUACAACAAAGCUAUGAAAACCGGGAAAGGAAAAGUGCCAAUUCUUGCUGAUGUGAAAGAGAGAUGGGCCAGAACGCUUUGUGAGGAUCUGAAAAUGUUUUGUGCGUCCUGUUUUCCCGGUACCAUUGACGACAAUGCGAUUUUUCGCGGAUGUAUUGUGCUGCAAGACAUACAAGAGGCAAAACGUAGACUGAAGAAUACGUAUGACGUUCUUCCGUGGGAGGAGGUAGAAUUUCUUCUGGCACGCUUUAUUUCCUUUAGUGUUUGGCAAACGCAGAUGCCCCUGCUUGAAAAGCUGGCACUAGAUACAGAUAAAAUUAGACAGUAUCUAGAUGAAUUUAAGAUCGCAUUAAUGGAUGUAUUGGAGGAUGUAAAACACCUGCGGAAGGAAAAUAAUUAUCCCGCCGCAGAGAAGGAGAAAUGGUUGAGAAGGCUUGGAGAGGGUCCAAGAAAAAAUAUUGAGGUCUGUAAAAUAAGUGCUGCGUUUGAAGCAGGUGCACAGCUGUCCUUCUUAGAAAAGUGGAAACAUGUGCGCACUGAUUACUGUCUGCUACGGGAUGUUUUUUCGCUGAGAGAGAUUAAUCAUCACAUAAACAAUGUGUUUGAGGUUCUUGAUUCGGAAAAUGAAAAUGUUCUUCAGCUUUUACAGCAGAAAGCAUAUCAGGUCACUGGUGAGCUUGUAAAAAAUACGUGGGAUAGUCCAAGAAUGUCUUUGGAUACGGGAGCUGAGAUAAUGCAAGUGGCCCCUGAAUAUUUUAGGUCUACAUUGAAAAAGGCCCGUGACAAGCUGGCUAGCUAUUCUGGACCGGGAACUCCCGUUGACUUUGUUGAAAAAGAAUUAGAAAAAGUCCAGAUUGCACUCUCCAAAGUACUUAGUCACAGAAUUUUUACGGCUCUGCUGCACUAUGCUGAAGAUAGAGACGUGGAUUUUGAUGAAGUCAUUAAGGAAUGGAAAGCCCUGCUGCCUAUGCAUGAACGAACAACUAGUUUAAUCUUAAAGCAGGAUCAGCAUCUGAAGGAGUUGUUACUUUUAGUAGAGGAUGAAGAGCGGGAUGCUGCAAAAGACCUUGAAGAAGCGAUUGCGGACGACACACAUACAGAUCUCCUGCACCUAGACAAGGCCAUUUACUGGGAUAUUUUGCUUAAUAAAUCAGCGGUCAGGACAUUGAUGAACAAGCUGCAAGACCUAAAGAGGAAGUACUUAUCUAGAAGUAGAGUACUGGACACGUUUUCAGAAGUUUCAAAACAAAUACGACUAAGAGCUGCCACAAAUUUGGUGUUGAGUCAGGUUGUUUUGGAGGCAGGUUCUUUAAAAACAAUCAGCUUUCCGUUGGGCCAACCGACUCCGGACAAAAACAAGGAAAACUCGUUUUCUGGGCUGAAUCAUGACUUGCCAAGAAGUGUCAUUGAUAGCCUGGUCCUUUCCGGACCAGGAAAUGGGGCAGGUAGAGGCGAGGAAAUGGACGUUGUUGACAAACUGCACCGGUGGAAGGACUUUAGUUCACCCACUUUGGCAGCCUUGGAACAGUGGGUUCUGUACAAAGCAAAUGGCUGGUGUCACGAAGGCAAGAGCAAAGCCCAACAAGUCCGUGCUGUUGUUGAGGUCGCCUCCCCCGUGCUAUUCGGCACGCUCUUGAGAAACUACUUGGCACACUCUGGCAACACCCUAAUAGACGGUUUUCUUUUCUCGCCGUCACUGGAGAUCACAAUCCUGGCCGAAAAGCUGGCGUCUGGAUUUCGUUCAGAGAGUGGUGCGCACCAGAAGUCAUUACCGAUUACGAAGGCUAACGAACGCCGAAACUGGCUCAGAAAGCAAGUCAUUGAACCAAAGUCUAAGCUGUUUCGGGCAGCGCAGCAAGGGAAGUUAGAGGACGUUAAGAGACACCUCUACCAAGGGAUCCCUGCUGCCGUACGGGACUUCCGAGGUCAAACGUUGCUGCACGUCGUGGCAGCAAGUGGCUCGCGGAGAGGGAUAGACGUCCUCAGGCUGCUGGUGGAUGCGGGCGUCCCCGUGGCUGCUGUUGAUCGGAUGGGGCGGACCGCCCUGCACGUUGCCACGACGCACGGUGUUGCCCGUCUCCUCCUAGAACACAACAGGACCAUCGCCUGUCGACAGGACGGUGAUGGCCGUACUCCAUUGCACAGCGCGGCGCUUGCUCUGUGGCCAGACCUGGUGCGCCUAUUCGUGGAUGAGGCCGGCAUCGACGUCAAUCUGCCAGACAAGGAAGGUCGGACCGCCCUCCAUUUAGCCGUGGGCCAGACGGUGAGCCCGGACCUAGCUCAGCGGCUGUCGAAAGUUGUCCAGUUUCUGCUGCAGGAGCGUGGUGCCGACACGGAGGUGCGCUCAAGCGAGCUGCUCCGGACCGCACUCCAUGAGGCCGCAGCCUCCGGCAACGAGGACGCAGUCCGCCUGCUGUUGGCUGGCCACGCCGAUGUGCUGGCCGCCGACAAGCGCGGCAUGACUCCUCUGCUGCUGGCCGCGGCGCGUGGCAGGGCAGGAGUCAUCUCUGCCCUUCUGGAAUUAGAGGGCACUCGUCAGCUGGCCUCUGUCGCUCGAGGGAAGAUGACGGCCUUGCACAUCGCUGCGCGCAGCGGUAGCGCUGCCGUAGCCGAAAUGCUACUGAAGGCGGCCGAGUCAUGGAGUCUGUUGGCGGAUGAGCGCCAAAGGACACCGCUACACUAUGCCGCAGAGUUUGGACAUCUCGAAGUGGUCAAUAUGUUGCAGGAUUUCCAGACGCGGUUGCCGAACCAACAAACGCAAGUCGACGAUGACGGGCUCACGCCCUUGCACCUCGCUUCGCGGAAUGGCCACUCAAAUGUGGUAAAAGCCUUGCUGCAGCUGCAGAUAAAGUCUCAAAACGCAGGCCCGCCACAGCCUCCGCUGGCAGACGCACCGCCACCACUGAUACUCGCGGCUACAUAUGGGCACCAAGAGACGAUCGCCUCUUUCUGCGAGGCUGCUCCUUUAGAAAUCCUGCGGUGCAAGGACAACAAAGGCAUCACGGCCUUGCAUGCGGCCUCAAAGGAGGGCCACACUAGCGUGGUCGAACUUCUUCUGAGGCACGGGGCUUCACCGAUGACUAGAGACGACUUGCAGCGCACCAGUUUGCACCACGCAUCUAUCAAGGGACAGAAGAGCGUCAUCCGUGCGCUUCUAAAGCACGUGAUCCUUCAAUCGGGCCAAAGAGUGGACACAGAAGUAACAAGUAGUCCUCACGGUCAACCUGAACGGUGCGCAGCGUGUUCACAAGUGUGGGUUCGUCCAGUCAGCGUGGAGCAGUCCGGUCCAGCUCAUCGGGCAAAAAACUCACCAAGUCUUGGAUGUGCUGUCGCGGAUCUGCUAAACACCACUGACAACAACUCAGAGACGGCGAUGCACUACGCAGCACGUGGCUAUGGCGAGGCUUUGGAAGUACUCCUCAGCCACCGUGGCGCUGACGCGCUGAAGGAGGAUUGCAAAGGUCGCACGGCUGCUUCACACGCGAUCAAAUCUGCCUCCCUGCACACGCUGAAGAUUCUGCUCAAAUGGGAGUCCAAACGCCGCGAGGCCACGUCGGAGUGGACGGAAGCAACUGGAGGUGAAGAAGUGGGCGGGACUGAAGGCGGAGUUCAAGCAGUCUGUGGAAAAGUAGCGCCGGCCGGAGGUCAAGCUGUGGAUAGAAAAAAGGCGGCGGGUGGAAGUCAAGCAGGUUGUGGAAGUGAACGGGCAAGUGGAGGUCAAGCAGCUACUCCUUUCACUCUUGCCCUAUGUGGACAGCCUCUCCAUCUUGCUGCCUAUCUAGGGCGCGUGGACAUGAUGGAGCUCCUGAUUAGUCACGGGGCAGAUGUAAAUGCCGUGGACGAAUGUGGCAGAGACGCUUUGGAAGCAGCAGUCGGUUGGCACCAAGACUCGGCGAGGGCUGUCUCGCUCCUGCUCAAGCACGGCGCAGUGCCUCCCUUUGAGCAUAAGCGGGUAGAUACGGCCUCCAAGGCCCUUGCUGUAGGGAAAGUGGACGUUGCGGAGCUGCUUCUGAAGCGUUUCCCCGACUUGUGUGACGCCCAUAAUGUAAAAUUAAUGCUUUCCUUCGUGGCGGGUCGUGGCCUGAUUUCCGAAACAAAGCAUCCCACAUUGGCAGCUACCCUCAAGGAACUGGAUCCGGUCAAACAGACAGAUUUGGGCGCACUAAUGCUAAAGCAGGCCACUGCGAGGGUAUGGCCAAAACAGCCAAAGGAAAAGCCUUACCUUAUUGAUGGCACGACUAAUAUAUCGAGAGAAGACAGAGCGCGUAACAAUUUGUGGACUGCAAUUAUGGCACAAGACAUCGAUGAGGUGGAACAUCAUGUCUUGAAGGGAGUCAGGAUGGACGUCGUGUUGAAGAAACCUGAUGUUACUCCUUUAGACGAAGCGUUAUUACAACUUAAUUCCGAACUUGCUAUUCUUUUGAUCCACGCACUAGCUGAGCAUCCUGAAAUCAAUGCAGAAGCAAAGAUUUCGGGAUUUUUUGGGGCUGGUGGCAAACCGUUGACGCCUCUACUCACCGGACCACGCCCUGCUUUGAAUAAAACGCCAUUGGAAUGGGCGGUUGAAUUCAAACGCCCUCAAAUUGUUCGGUCGCUGUUGAACGUUGGCGUUCCCCCGGAAGGCACACUCGUUGAUGGCUCUCUGAUCGACUACUGCGCGUGGUCCAUGGCCUAUGACGUCGUGGCCACUGACAUUGCUGACCGUGAAGAAACGAUGGACCUCCUUCUUAAAGCUACAUCGGAGUACCAUCAGGUUUCCUGUGAAAAAGUCGUCAAUGAUUUACGAGGCCUGGGAAAGGUGCCCGUGUUGUGUUUCCUAGUGGCACCUAGACUACCAAACGCACCCAGAGCAUUAAGGUUCCUGAUCAGUAGGGGCUGUGCACCCGACGGAAAACGGAACUCCAUUGGUUUCACACCCCUCAUGAUUGCAAGCAAAGAUGGCAACGUACAGUGCAUGGAAGAACUACUUGCUCUGCAUAGCGAUGAUACCACGAGAAGCAGAGUGCAGUCAGCCGACCCAUUUCUGAUUCCACACUGCCCCCCAAACUUUUCUGGCUCAACCUCGCUGCACCUGGCCGCUCAGAAUGGCCAUGCUACCGCUGUCAAGUUGCUGCUGAGUGUGGCGCCGACUCUUGUCCACGCAGCCGAUAGCUCUGGACUCACGCCUUUAGAGACUGCGUCAAUCUGCAUGCCAACUACAAAGGGUUGCCUGGAAUGUUGCCAGUUAAUAUUUCAAGCACUGAACCCAGGAGUUAUUAUGGACCAGCUCGACGACCUGCUGUGCAUCAUAAGAAUAUGUUCCCUAGAAUAUCUUCUAAAAGGUGGCUAUUCUAACUCUGAAGAAAUGUUCCUCCAGACAAUGCAUUGGUAGGAGACAGGGAACUCGUAGUUACGGCACUGGUUGGAAGUUUUAAACACAAUAUACUGAUAAAUUUGUUAAUGUCGAAGGGUAAUAUAUUGUUGUAAAAUUUAAUAAAAAUGUAUAAGGCGCUCUUGUA